Messenger RNA from Impatiens glandulifera, 1100 nucleotides. Its product is annotated as serine acetyltransferase 5. Gene Ontology annotation, molecular function: L-serine O-acetyltransferase activity. The record is from RefSeq and is a predicted model, not a curated record. The transcript has a single exon. Bases 43 to 927 code for a protein of 294 amino acids. Gene Ontology annotation, cellular component: cytoplasm; cytosol. Lineage: Eukaryota; Viridiplantae; Streptophyta; Magnoliopsida; Ericales; Balsaminaceae.
CUCUCUGAACAAACUUCUUCGCAUUCCUCGCCGCCGCAAAAUAUGCCAGUCCAAGACCUUCAAAAGCCUUCUCCGGCGACACAAGCUAUCGAAAACGUCGUCGACGACGCCGAAGAAUCCGGCGUCUGGUCUCAGAUCAAAGCCGAAGCCCGCAGAGAUGCCGAAUCAGAGCCAGCUUUAGCAAGUUACCUCUAUUCCACAAUCCUAUCCCACUCCUCCCUUGCCGGAUCUCUCUCAUUCCAUCUCGGAAACAAGUUAUGUUCAUCCACCCUCCUCUCAACUCUCCUCUACGAUCUCUUCCUCAGCGUCUUAUCAACCGACGCUUCCCUACGUGCAGCGGCUGUCGCAGAUUUACGCGCCGCCCGUCAACGUGAUCCAGCUUGCACCUCGUUUUCUCACUGCCUUCUAAACUACAAAGGAUUUCUCGCGAUUCAAGCUCAAAGGGUUGCACACAAGAUGUGGACCCAGAAUCGAAAACCCCUUUCUCUUGCGGUUCAAUCUCGAAUCGCCGAUGUGUUUUCCGUGGAUAUUCAUCCGGCUGCACGGAUUGGAAAAGGGGUGUUGUUGGAUCAUGCGACGGGUGUUGUGAUUGGAGAGACGGCAGUAAUUGGGAAUAAUGUUUCGAUUCUUCAUCAUGUUACGCUUGGUGGUACAGGAAAACAGGGAGGUGAUCGGCAUCCGAAAAUUGGGGAUGGGGUUUUGAUCGGUGCGGGUGCGACUAUAUUGGGUAAUGUUAGAAUUGGGGAAGGAGCGAAGAUCGGUGCGGGUUCGUUGGUUUUGAUUGAUGUGCCGCCGUGGACGACGGCGGUGGGAAAUCCGGCGAGGUUAGUGGGUGGGAAAGAUAAGCCUAAUGUACAUGCGGAUGUACCAGGAGAAUCUAUGGACCAUACCUCUUUUAUUUCUAUGUGGUCUGAUUUUGUCAUCUGAUUUUAUGGACGGUUGUGAUUGGAUCUACACAUUGUGUUUGUUUGAGUUUGGGGGUAUUAUAGUAGUGCUGAACCCAGUUUUUUUUUUUUUUUUUUUUUUAAUUUAGUAAUUGUGUAUGCUCUUCUUAUCUUAUCUUAUGGAAUAAAUAUGACUGAGUCACACGAUUUAUUUCU